GGUCGCUGUGAAGAACAAGGUAACAUAUAUAUACUUAUGUAAAAUUAUUUCAAGAUUUUCUAAAGUUUUGAUCUCAGUACUUCUCUGUCACGAGCCAGAUCAACAGCUUGUACAUAUACACUUCGAUUAUUUUCGUCCUUCCAUGCGUCCACCCUCGCCAUCGAUUCCAGAGAAGAAGUUUCUUUAUGAUGCUCUGAAGCAGUCUCUGCGACUGGACGGUCGCGAUAUGCUUGAUUUUCGAACGCCGACCUUCACUUUUGGCCCUGAACUAGGUUGGGUAGAAUGUGCAAUGGGCAAAACACGCGUAAUUGCACAAUUAGACGCCAAAAUGGUCAAACCGCUGCCAGAACGACCCUUUGAAGGCAUUAUUACAAUACAUUCUGAAAUCUCUCCUAUGGCGUCUCCGGACUAUGAACCUGGUCGGCCUUCAGAAGAAGAGGUCACCCUUACCCGCAUGUUGGACAAGGUCCUCCGAAGAAGUGACACUAUUGACAAGGAAUCUUUGUGCAUAUUGGCAGGUCAACGAGUCUGGCAAUUGCGAUUGACAGUUCAUGUCCUCACUGAUGCCGGUAACAUACUCGAUUGUUCAUGUCUCGCUGGCAUCGUAGCUUUUAAGCACUUCAGAAAGCCGGAAGUAGAAGUCAUUGGAGACGAAGUCAUCGUUCACUCGCCAUCUGAACGUGCACCCAUCUCGCUUGCAAUACAUCACACCCCUUUCUGUGUGACGUUCGCAUUCUUCCCGGAUGCAUUGACGCGACCCGUGGUGGACCCAUCUUUGCUUGAGCAGAGGCUGAGUGCAGGUUUGAUGAGCAUAGCGAUGAAUGCUCAGCGCGAGAUAUGUGUCCUACACAAAGCAGGGGGGGUUCCGACGGCACCAGAGGAAGUCCUACGAUUAAUUAACGUAACUUCCAUUCUGGUCAAAGAUCUUGACAAGCGGGUCGAGGCUAGGCUGCUGGAAGACUGGGAGGGUAGGACAGUUGAAGUGAGAUAGAUAGCUUUUAUCAAGGUUGCUUAACUUUUCACAAUAUUUGGUGCCUUAGCCAAGUAUUAUGUAAUUUUUGGGAAGAAAACUCAAAAAAAAAGAUCGUCAA
This is a messenger RNA of Suillus discolor, 1091 nucleotides long. Its product is annotated as ribosomal protein S5 domain 2-type protein. Gene Ontology annotation, cellular component: nuclear exosome (RNase complex); cytoplasmic exosome (RNase complex). Lineage: Eukaryota; Fungi; Basidiomycota; Agaricomycetes; Boletales; Suillaceae. Gene Ontology annotation, biological process: TRAMP-dependent tRNA surveillance pathway; nuclear polyadenylation-dependent rRNA catabolic process; U5 snRNA 3'-end processing. The transcript is spliced from 5 exons. The record is from RefSeq and is a predicted model, not a curated record. The coding region runs from base 143 to 991 and encodes 282 amino acids.